GCGAGUUCGGUGCAGAAACACCGCGAUCUGAUUGGUUGCUCGCGUGUUUCUUUGUACACGGAAACUAGUGAAGUCAUGGAGAUUAAAAACAACUCAAUAAUGUCGAGGGAUUGGGGCGAAGGGGACAAGGAAGAAGAAUAUGAAGACGAAGCAGAGGACGAAGAAAUGGAGCACGAGUCUCGGGAUGGAUAUUAUAACACAGCUGGGUUUGCAUUUGAAAGAGCAGGUGUUCUGUUUGGCGACCAUAGCAAAGAAGCAGAAGAAGACGAGGCGUCCAGGGCCGGUUCAGUCGGCGCUGUUGUCGUUCGCUUGGUAAACGAGGAGGAAUCGGAUGAUGAAGACGAGCAUACCAUCCCUCUGUCUGAAAUGUCGCCAUUUAUUCGAUGUACAAUCUGCACCGGCUACUUUAUUGAUGCUACAACCAUCACCGAGUGUUUACACACAUUUUGUAGAAGCUGUAUUGUGAAGCACUUCUUCUAUAGCAACAGAUGCCCAAAAUGCAAUGUUGUCGUCCAUCAGACCCAGCCUCUCUACAACAUCAGGUUGGAUCGUCAGUUGCAAGAUUUAGUUUAUAAGCUGGUUCCACAUCUGGAACAAAAUGAAAAAAGGCAGCUACAUGAGUUCUAUAAAGAAAGAGGGCUUGAAGUUCCAAAACCAGUAGCUCCUCAGCCCGCCACAGCUGUGAAAGCCAGUAAGCAGAAGAAGGGUCUACUUGCGCAGUCUGUGUUCACAAUCCCUCCUGAACUGGAUGUUUCCCUGGUCCUCGAGUUUGUUGGUGCUGAAGAAGGUAUUGCCACCUACAAGCCCUUGGAGAGGAAGUAUGUGCAAGUCUCUGGAGAAGCAACGAUCUGGCAUGUGGAAAUGUUCAUCAGAAGGAAAAUGGAGCUGACUCCAGGCUGUCAGGUGGAUCUUGUCUGUGGUGACCAUCUUCUUGAGAGGUACCAGUCAUUGAGAGAAGUUCAAAGUACCAUUGGAGAGAGUGCUAUCCAGGUUGGUAUUGGGUGUGCAUACAGUAUUGAAAGUAAUUCACAAGGUCAUGUGGGUGUUGAAAAUAUAGCCGGAUUAACGCAGGAAAAUCUUAAAAUUUUUAACUGUGGGUUUAACAAUGUUAUCCUUAGUCCUACUACAAUGUACAGGAGUAGAAAUGUGUAAUAGUACUUAGAGUGAGGCUAAUACAUUCUAAAACAUUACUUGCACUUAAAUGCACAAGUUCCUCAAAGGUGAUUUUACAUAUUGUUAACAGUGACAUCACUUUUCAAGAUGAUUUUACACAUCAUUAACAAUGACGUAAUUUUCUUUACCCAUUGUUGAAAAGCUGUAUACUCCUUUUCAUUUGUAUUAAAUCAGCUGGGAGACCAUUUAAUUACUCCAUCCUAGUGCUGUUGCAUACAUACACACAUGCAUAAACACAAUGGUUUAAGCUAUUGUGUUGCACACCAGAUAGCAUGUGUAUAAGCAGACUGACCUUGGAAACAGAUGGUGUGAGCCCACUGGUGCAUUGUCAGCUCUUUCUGAUUGAUAACUUGCUGCAGUAUUUGUCCGCUUCACCAUUACAAGCACACAACCUGAAUGUAAUAGCUUUCCUUCUGACGUUGACUCCAGUACAUUAUGUGAGGACAUUGCUUUAUUGGUGCGCAAGCUAUAAACAAUGGGUGGGGGCUUGACAUUGAUCUAUAUUGUAAAGUUAUCAAGCUUUAGUUUUGGAACUAAAAUCAACUUUUUUCAUGCCAGUGUAGGUGGCUUAUUCAUAUUUGGUCCACUGUGUGAUAUGCUGAAAUGCUGCUUCAGGAAAAUUCAAAGUAAUUCAGAAUUUGGGGUUGAGUUUUUUAUUUAUUUUUUUCUUGAUGGCCAGGUAGCAGCUGCUUUUGCAUGAAACAGCAAUCUGAGAAAAUUGGCAUUUCCCAGGCAACGGUCUCGUGGGUUUACUUUCUUUGCAUGCGUGAGAGAGCAACUUGAAGGAGCAUUAGGAUCAGCUAACAUUUUUGUUUUUCAUGUUCUACAUUUUUUAAUGCAACUGUUCAUUUUAACAAUUUUUUUACACAACA
This is a messenger RNA of Polyodon spathula (Mississippi paddlefish), 2045 nucleotides long. RefSeq names its product polycomb group RING finger protein 6-like. NCBI's taxonomy places the organism in Eukaryota, Metazoa, Chordata, Actinopteri, Acipenseriformes, Polyodontidae. The transcript is spliced from 9 exons. Gene Ontology annotation, cellular component: PRC1 complex. The record is from RefSeq and is a predicted model, not a curated record. Bases 76 to 1152 code for a protein of 358 amino acids. Gene Ontology annotation, biological process: regulation of transcription by RNA polymerase II.